UUAUGAUUAUAACAUCUAAUAGAACUGAACUUAGUGCUGUUGCAUUGAAAGAAGAAACUGGUUAUAUGAAUGAUCCAAAAGAUUUUUAAGGAAUGAGUAAUUACAUCUAAUAAUUAUUAUAAACUUCUUAAAAAUAUCCAUAAGCUGAUUUAUUGAGAAAGAUUAUCAUGUUAAAUGCAGGAAAAUAAAUGAGAAUUAUUAAUGAACAUGAAAGUAUUUAUUAUGCAUAAGUUUAAAAUGAUGCGUUUUUUGCACUUUUGGAUGUUAUUUCUAGAUUAUUCAUUGAUCCACUAUUUACUAAAUAAUAAAUGGAUAGAGUAUUAUAGAAUCUUCAUGCUCAAUGGAAGAGUAUGGAAUUAUUUGAUUAUUCAUAAUAAUUAAUUUCCAAAAGCAGACAUCCAUAUAGUUAAUUUUAUACAGGGAAUUUAAAAACUUUAUUUGAAAUCCCUGAAAAUGAAGGAAAGAAUCCAUAUAUAGAAGCUAAGAAAUUUUAUCGUUCUAAAUAUUCAGCUAAUAGAUUAUCUAUUGUUAUUUAUACUAAUGAAGAAUUAAAAAAAAGAGUUACAGAAUUAUUAUUUGAAUAUUUUAAUGGAUGUGUAGAUAAAUAAUUAUAAAAAAUUACAUAUAAAUAAUUUGGAUUGCCUUUAAAGAAUUAAAGAUUUUUUUAUAUUCAAAGUAAAGUUAAAGAGUUGAGAAUUGAAUUUGAUUUUGAUAUUGAGAAUAAUCAUUUAACAAAAUCAUUGGAAUUUGUGAUUUUAAUGUUAAUGAAACAAUUUGAAAAAAACUUUUGUGAUGAAAUGUUUGAAAAAAAAUUAGCUUUUAAAUGUUAUUAUACAUUAAAAGAAAUACCUAAAGAAUUUGCAAUUUUUAAAAUAUUUCUUCAUUUACCUAAAUAAACUAAAAUUGAUGAAAUUCUCAAUUCCUUAUAUAAAAGAAUCAAUUACUUAAAACAAUAAGAUAAUUUAGAAUAAUAUUGGGAUCAUCUUCUUUUGACAUAAGAAAUUAAUUUUUAAUAUUCUAAUUAUGAUAUUGAGAAUAUCAUAUAAUUAUCAUCUAAUCUAAAAUAAUAUUUUUCAAAGGAUAUUUUACAAAAUAAAUUACUUAAGAAAUAUGAUAAGGCAGCUAUUUCUCAUGUAUUACAAUAGAUGGAACCAUAAAAUAUGACAAUCAUAUUGUUAGACAAUUUUUAUGAUUCCUAUUAAGUUGAUAUGGGAUUUAUGAAAUUUGGUAAUUCUUUUGCCUAAUAAUCUCAUUGUAUAGAAGAAAAGAAGAAAAUAUUCAAAGGCAAAGUCAAAAAAAGAUAUAGAGUUUAUGAAGAUGAAAUUAAUGAUCUAAUUAUUGAUAGAGAUCAUCCUAUUGAUUUAUCUGAAGAAGAAGAAUUCAUAGUUGAACCAGAUGAUGUCAUCUAAACAGAAUAAGAUUAUGAUAUUGAUAAAGGAUAUUCAAUACCUGAAAUUGAGAAUUUUUCUUAUCAUUAACUCUUUGGAUUACAUUCUUUUGAAGCUGGAAUUACAGCAAAUACUGUUCAAAAACUUUUAAAUAUCAAGGAUACAUCACUUAAAAUAGUAGAUGACUCUCAUAUUCCAACUAUAUUUGAAUUAUUACCUUAAUCUCCUGAUAAUUAAAUUAUAAAGAAAAAAAAGAAAAAUUUUAAAUAUCCUGAAUUAUUGAUAACUACUUAAGCAGGAAAUUUAUGGCAUAUUUAAGAUACAAUAAAUGGUGUUCCAAAAGUUUAAUUUAGAGUUUUAGCUAGAUUUUUAGAUUUUGAAAGUUUAGGUGAAAACUUUAUAGCAAAAGAAAUUGUUAAGUUGAAUUUUAAGAUUCCAAAAGGUUUUAAUGUUGCUUCAAUUUAAAUAGAUAUUGGUGUUGGAUAAAUUGAAAUUAUUGUAUAAUGUUUUACUUAAUAAAUAGAAGAAAUUGCUAAAUAAGUGAUGAAAAAUUAUUAAGAAGCUUUCACAAUUAAUAAGGAAGAUUUUUAAUGGUAUAUAGAGAAUUUAGAAUAUUAAGAUAGAUAUUGGGAGAAGAAUACUACAACUAUAGAAAAAGCUUUGUUUUAUGCUAAAUAAAUUCUAACUAAUUCACAAGAAUUUUAAUAACAUAAAUAUGAUGUCAAAUUUGAGAAAAUAUAAGAAACUUUAAAGAAAUUAUGGGAUAAUCAAAGAUUUGAUAUCUUACUUUAUGGAAAUAUUGAUGUUGAUUCUUCAAAAUCAUUAUUUGAAUCAAUUAUUCCAAAAGGAUAGAGUAAAAGUAAAUCAUUUUUUACUGAAGAAACUUUUAAAUUAUCAAAAAGGGCUAUUACAUAUAGAUUGGCUAAAUUAAAAUCUGAGAGCAUUGUCACUCUUAAUCUUUAUUAAGGAUCUGAUCCUAGUUUGGUAUAAUAUGUAUAUAUGAGACUUUUACAAAGACUGAUGAAAUUUCAUAUUGAAGAUUAUCUAUUUAAUUAAUUGUAAUUAGGAUUUGCAGUCGAUGUUUCAUUAAUAUAAGUUAAUCAUAUUGAUUCAAUUGUUAUAAUAGUUUAAAGUAAUUCUUAUGAUCCUGAAGAAAUAGACUUUUAUAUUGAAGAGUCAUUGGGCUAUUUUGAAUCAUUUUUGAAUAGACUUCCUGAUAAAGAUUUUGAUGGGUAUUUAUAAUUUAUAUUUAUUAUUAGCAUCAAAUAUGCAAUCUAAAAAUAAUUACAACAAGUUCCUAAUACAUUAGAAUAAUAAGCUGAAAUAGUUUGGAGUUCAAUCAGAGAUGGAUCUUAUUACUUUACUUAAAGAGAAUGUACAAUUUUAGCUUUGGAAAAGAUAUCAAAAUCUGAUCUAAUGAAAUAUUUUUUGAUUUUCUUUAAGGCUAGAAAUUCCAAAUUGUCUUUGUAACUUUUUAAAGAAGGAGCAUAAAUUCCAAUGGAAGUUUUAAGAGAAUAGGACACUUUUGCAUAGAAAACAUCAGAUUUAAUUUUAAAUUAGGAAUAAUUUUAAUAGGCAAUUAAGGAGACUUACAAAUUCAAAUCAAAAUAUAUAGAAUAAGCACCUUCACAUAUGUGUUGA
Paramecium pentaurelia is the source of this 3029-nucleotide messenger RNA. Lineage: Eukaryota; Ciliophora; Oligohymenophorea; Peniculida; Parameciidae. The record is from the annotation of a GenBank genome assembly.